AUGAGAAGAUUGAAGAUUGGUAUUAGGCCUCAACUUAUCAUCCUUGUUGGGUUUGCUUCUUUAUUUUCCUUACUCAUUCUUGCCAUAGUAACUGGGGUCUACUUCAGCUCUAAUUUGUCGAAUCUUCGAGCGGAAAGACUUCAGGUUAUAUCACAAUUGAAAACUACCCAAAUUCAACAAUCAGUUGAAUACAUAUACUAUCAGAUUUAUUGGUUGAGUAACAAGGAUACCGUUUAUGCUCCGCUCAACUCACAUGUUGCUGGUAAUGGGACCCAUGGGAUCUUUGCCGAUGCUCAACAAACGUUGGAUCAAUUUUUAACUUCAUCGGAAUUGUUUAGCGCUGCUCGUCUUUAUGAUUUAUAUUUGGACGUGGUGGCUGAAUCUUAUAAUAAUGAAACUUCUAUCUCAACCCCAACCAUGGACUAUUUAUUCCCAUUGUCUGCAAAUACAACCAUUCCUUCUAGUUUAUUAAACACUACAAAUCAAGCCUCCGGUUACGGUUAUGUGACUGGUCCAAUGUCUAACUCAUCAGAUGUUCUCUCAACUUACUUCAUUGGUAUUACGGUCCCUGUUUACUCAAACUCUUCCAUCAUUUUAUCAGAACCUUCAAUCUCGGGUUAUUUGACCGUAUUGGCAAGUGCUUCGAAUAUUCAAUCAGCAAUUUAUGAUCCGAGAUCCUCUCAAUCUGAUGAUUCUUCUGUAUCCACAAAAACUAAGUCCUCAUCAACUUCAACCACUUCAGAUUACUAUGUGGUUGCAGUUAAACCGAUAUUCGAAACUAACUCUUCGUCGGGUUCGGAUUCCUCGCAUGACAAACUUCCUAUUGGAUUCGAACCAGUUUUCCCCACGGAAAGAGAUUUAAUUAAAACCAAUCAUGUUUAUGGUAUUAACUCAAGUGACGCCAUUAAACUAGCUUUAACUAAAGAAACUGGCUCUAGUACUAAAAUUAAAUCUUACUCUGAUCAUUGGAUUGCAAUUGGUUUCACUCAAAUAAGAUUGGAUGAAGAAACUUAUUGGUCGGUUUUAAUUGAACAACCAAGAUCUAAAUUCUUAGAACCAAUUAAAAAAUUAACCAAAAUCAUCAUUGGUGUGGUAAUUGGUAUUGGUGCUUUUAUGUGUUUGAUCACUUUCCCAUUAGCAGUUUUCUUUGUUAGACCCAUUACUAAAUUAAAAGAGGCUACUUUUGCUAUAACAAUGCUGAAAAAACAACAUAAAAAACAUAUGAAAGAAAAGGAAUUAUUAUCAGCUACUACUUCAGAAUCGGAUACUUCUAUCAAUCACCAUCAAAAUUUUGGAGAUUCGUUAAAAGUUCCCCCUUCCUCAAAUCCCCCAAUCAAUACUUCGGUUUUAUCUAAAAGACACAGUGUCAAUUCUACAGAAUCUUGUAAUAAUUCAUCAGUCUAUUCAACUGGUAUUAGAUUACCAAGCAAGAUUCCAAAUUCAAAAAAAUUCUUCAAAGAUGAAUUAACAGAAUUAUCAGAAGCUUUUAAUAUUAUGAUUGAAGAAUUGGAUAAACAAUAUACUCAUUUAGAAGAUCGGGUUAAAAUUCGUACUAAAGAAUUAGAGGCUUCCAAAGUCGAAGCUGAAGCUGCAAAUGAAGCUAAAACUGUUUUCAUUGCUAAUAUAUCCCAUGAAUUAAGAACUCCUCUUAAUGGUAUAUUAGGUAUGACUUCAAUUGCAUUGGAAGAAAAAAAUCAUGCUAGAAUCCAAGAUUCCUUAAAAUUAAUUCAUAGAUCGGGUGAAUUAUUAUUACAUAUAUUAACUGAAUUAUUGACUUAUUCAAAAAAUACUCUUAAUCGUUCUAAAUUAGAAAAAUCACAUUUUCAAAUUUUGGAAAUCGCUUAUCAAGUUCAAUCAAUUUUUGGUAAAUUAGCUUCUGAUCAAAGAGUUAAAUUAAAUUUAUCUUUAAAACCAAAUGCUAUAAGGAAAUUGUUUUUAUAUGGUGAUUCAAAUAGAAUUAUUCAAAUUGUCAUGAAUUUAGUUUCGAAUAGUUUAAAAUUUACUCCAGUUGAUGGUUCAGUUGAUGUUAGUUUCAAAUUACUAGGUGAAUAUGAUUUUAAUCGUUCAAAACUUGAUAAUUUCGAUAAAGUUUAUAUCUUGAGAAAUUCGAAUAAUUCAUCUUCUCCUCCGAAAACUUCUCCAACUUCUGCUAAAUCAACUGCUACCACCACCACUACUGCUAAUAAUACCUUUAAUUCAACUCCAAUUCCGACUCCCGUAACUGCAAAUACUUCAAUCCCUCAAAAUCCAGAAUCCGUCAACAUUAAUAAUCCUAAUACUAAAUAUUAUCAUAACAAAACUACUCCUGAAACUCCCGUAUCAAAUGAGUCCAAUCCUAAUAAUCAUGAUAUUGAAUUAAGUACAAUAAAUUCAAUUAAGUCCAUUAACAAUGAAGAAGUCUCGAGAAACUCACAAUCGGCCUUGCGUCCAUUUUCUUCAAAUUCUUCAAGUUCGAGACCAAUGUCACUUGGUUUAGAGGAUGAUAAUAUCAGUGUGGUUACAUUAUCAACAGCUGAAUAUGAAAAUACUAUUUUCCAAUCUCAGUUCAACCGUAAUAGCUUGAUCCGUAGAGCAAGCAAUAAUCACAAACCAUUGCCUGAAAGACCAAAUAAAAGCAUUCAUAAAGACAUUAAAGAAUCAGAUACUGAUGAUGCAAAUAAUAAUGAUGAAAAUCAUAAAAGUGUCGUAACUAAUGGUAACAAUCACAUUAAUGGACACGCUGAUUCUGACAGAGCCAAGGAAGAUUCAGACAAAACUGUUCACGAAUCUGAUACAAACGAAAAUCCAACUACCCCAAAAACUGAUACCAAUCUGAAUUCAUCAGAAGAAACGGUUGAUGAGAAACCAAUGAAUGGAAAGGCCAAUAAUGUACAACCACCCAAAGAAAAUGUCAUUCCACCAACACCUCCCUCAAAACUUACCGAAUUAUCUCGUGAUGAAUUACUUCGUGAACAAAAAGCUGAAUUAUUACCUCCUAAAAAAGCCUGUCCUCCUCCUAAAAAUAAUAGUAAUGUCUCAUUAUCAACAACUAUGACAAAUAGUUCCAAUAUGUCACAAACUUCAACUUUUUCAAAUAGCGAAAUGGUGAAGAACAAUAAAGUGUUCAAGAUGAGAAACUUGUAUGAACCAAAAACCUGGGUUUUACAAAUAGAGGUUAGCGAUACUGGUCCAGGUAUUGAACCGGCUUUACAAGAGAAAGUCUUUGAACCUUUCAUUCAAGGAGACCAAACUCUCUCUAGAAGUUACGGUGGUACUGGAUUGGGAUUAUCUAUUUGUAGACAAUUGGCCAAAAUGAUGAACGGUACAUUAACAUUGAAAUCGACAAUUGGCCAAGGUUCAACUUUUACAUUUACUGUUCCAUUACCACAAACUGGUGAAGUUUUAGUACCUGAAAGUGAAAUGGAUGAAUUUUGUGAUGAUGAAUUCAAUCCAAAAUCUAAAGUUAAUAGAAAAGUUGCUUUUGAUAUAUCCGAUGAUUCAACCAAUAGUGAACAUAAUGAAACUGAAACUACAAUUCAUUCGAGUUCUUCUCAAACUCAACCAGGUGUAUUCCAAUUUAAUUCAAAUGGAGAAUCUUUAUCUAACUCUGAAAUGAAUAGAGACAAAGAUCAUGAAUCAUCCCACGAUAGUGAAUAUGAACGAGAUCAUGAAUCGGAAACUCCUAUAGUAAAAGUUGAAGAUAAUUCAAGUACUUCGAGCCAUGGUUAUAGUUUCAACACCAAGGCAUCGAAAGCUUCAUCUGAUAGUAAUGAUACUAGACGAUUUAAACAUAAGUUAGAGAUUCCUUCAAGAACUGCAUUAUUUGAAAAGCCACAUUUGAUUGCUAGAUCAUCUACAGGAACUGCAAAUUCUUCCAAUACUACUGAUAAGACCGAUCAUAACUUAUUAGAAGAAAUGGCACACUUGAGGAUUUUAGUUGCUGAAGAUAACAUGGUUAAUCAAGAAGUUAUUAAAAGAAUGUUAAAAUUGGAAGGAUUCCAAAAUAUUACAAUGGCUUUUAAUGGUGCAGAAGCAGUUGAAUUUGUUAAAGAAUCUUAUGAAAAAUUUGAAUUAUUUGAUUUAAUUUUUAUGGAUAUCCAAAUGCCAAAUAUCGAUGGAUUAACUGCUACCAAAAUGAUCAGAAAUAAUUUACGUUAUGAUAGACCAAUCAUUGCAUUAACUGCAUUCGCAGAUGAAAGUAAUGUUAAAGAAUGUCUCAAUUGUGGUAUGUCUGGAUUUUUGGCCAAACCAAUCAAGAGAACCAAUUUACGUAAGAUUAUUAAUGAGUUCAGUCCAUCUCUAUUAAACGAUAUUAUCACCACUCCUCAGACCAAUCAAAGUGAUGAGAAAAGAUUAGGAUAUGGAUCGGGAUCAGAAAUGACCCGCGGUUCCGUCAAUAGCAUCAUUGACGAUGCUCAAAAAAGCGAUUGUUAA
Messenger RNA from Hyphopichia burtonii NRRL Y-1933, 4413 nucleotides. It is a transcript of the gene SLN1, whose product is annotated as Sln1p. The record is from RefSeq and is a predicted model, not a curated record. Bases 1 to 4413 code for a protein of 1470 amino acids. Gene Ontology annotation, molecular function: histidine phosphotransfer kinase activity; phosphorelay sensor kinase activity. The transcript has a single exon. Gene Ontology annotation, cellular component: membrane. NCBI's taxonomy places the organism in Eukaryota, Fungi, Ascomycota, Pichiomycetes, Serinales, Debaryomycetaceae. Gene Ontology annotation, biological process: phosphorelay signal transduction system; protein autophosphorylation.